GGAUUGGAACCCUGGAUCUUGUGGUUCAGAGUCCAGAGACUAAUCCACUGAGCCAGAACAACACUUUCUUUCCUACUUUCAGUGAUAGUGGAUGAAUACCAGGAGCAGCCUCAUUUACUGGACCCGUACCUAGAGGAGAUGGUCCUGGACUUCCUCUCCAUUGGUAGAGAUAUGAAUGUCGACAGGAAGCUCUCUCAUCUUGCCUUCAAAUUCCUCUAUCUACUCACAAAGGCCCGUGGACCAAAGGUCAUCGUGAGGCUGUUACCCCAUGAGGUCGUGGAUCUGGAACCCACCCUAGCUCUUCUUAGUGCUCAAGAUCCUAAUGAUUAUGAGACCUGGGAGUCUCGUUACAUGCUGUUACUGUGGAUGUCUAUGAUAUGCAUGAUACCAUUUGAUAUGUCCAGACUGGACAGUGGUGUGGCCGGAGCAGGUGACCAACAGAUCAAGAAUCUACCUACUAUGGACAGGAUACUCAAUGUGGCAAAGGUAUAUCUUGGGAUGAGCGAUAAAUGUCGAGACGCUGCUGCUUUUUUGGUUUCAAGGUUUCUUACAAGGCAUGACGUCAAACAGAUGAGAUUACCUGAGUUCCUUGACUGGUGUCUGCAGACUCUCACAUCUGAAGGAAAAAAGGGAACCAUUCCAUCUAUCCUUAAAAUGGCCGGAGUGUUGUCUGUCUUGGCUCAAUUGUUCAAGCUGGGCAAGAGAAGUGAUAUUCUUCAGUAUGCUCCAGUUGUAUUGCGAGUGUCCGUGGAGUGCGAUCUAAGUAAUCAUAACAACACUCCGAUUAGGAAGCUGUCUAUGAAACUGGUGCAGAGACUAGGCCUUACUUUCCUUCCAUCCAGAGUCAUGAAAUGGAGAUACCAAAGGGGGAGUCGAUCACUGGCUGAUAACCUGCAGCCUGCCUCAGCUCCUGCUGGCAUAGCAUCAAAGACAACAAUAAGCAAUGAGGAUGAUUAUGAUGACGAGAACUAUGACAUUCCUGAAGAGAUUGAAGAUGUAAUAGAACAACUUUUAACUGGAUUGAAGGAUAAAGACACAAUAGUCAGGUGGUCUGCUGCUAAAGGGAUUGGUCGUCUUACAGGAAGGCUACCCCAGGAGCUAGCUGAUCAAGUAGUAGGAUCAGCAUUAGAACUAUUCAGUAUGAGGGAAACAGAUGGAGCAUGGCAUGGUAGCUGUUUAGCAUUGGCUGAACUCGGUAGGAGAGGGCUCCUUCUCCCGGCAAGGUUACCUGAAGUUAUUCCUGUUGUCAGGAAAGCACUUGCCUAUGAUGUCAAGAAAGGAACUUUUAGUGUAGGUGCCCAUGUAAGAGAUUCAGCCUGCUAUGUGUGUUGGUCCUUUGCCAGGGCAUAUGACCCUGAUGUCAUUACACCGUACGUCAAUGAGAUCGCUGCUGCUCUUCUCAUCACAACUGUGUUUGAUAGAGAAGUCAACUGUCGAAGAGCAGCCUCAGCUGCGUUUCAAGAGAAUGUUGGACGUCAAGGAACAUUCCCUCAUGGUAUUGACAUCGUCACAACAGCGGAUUACUUUGCAGUAGGAAACCGCACAAAUACAUACCUCAAUAUCAGUUCCUACCUAGCAGAUUUUGAAGAAUACACCUUGCCUCUCAUUGAUCACCUUUAUCAAGUCAAGGUUGGGCACUGGGAUGGUGCAAUACGUGAACUGACAUCACAUGCUUUACAUGUACUUACCAAGAAAGCUCCUGAAUACAUGGCAAAAACAGUAUUACCUGACCUGAUACCCAAGACUACUGGUAUUGAUCUCAAUACUAGACAUGGUUCGCUUCUAGCUGUAGCUGAAUUGACACACGCCCUCUAUGAAUACUCUGAAAGAGAAUCAAAAUCAUUAGUUGAUGUCAUAGGUUCUUCAAGUGUGGAAGGAUUAAAAGCCAUCACAAGAAAGAUGGAGGAAGGAAGGAUGUUCAGAGGGAUGACAGGUGAGAUCCUCCGUCCAGCUGUCUGUACCCUCAUCGGUAAACUCUCCCUCUCAAAGCUACCAUUCCAUGGAGAUGACAUCAUUGACCAGUGGCAGACAUUACUAGAUGAUAACAUCAUAAGGUUGCAGAGGACAGAGAGAGAUAUUCACAGUAAAUCAGUAGGAGCAGAAAGGAUGCUAUGUCAGGAGUUCUAUCAAGAUACCAAUGGCCAUGCCUUGCCUGGUAUACAAGAUAAAGUAAUAGACCUGUACAUCAAGGGAUUGGAGGAUCCCAAUGAGAUGGGUAGAAUGGGAGCUGCCUUGGUCCUUGGUGAACUCCCUAGAUUCAUGGUCAAAGGAAAGCUUCAUCAGAUCCUUGAAGGUCUCAUCAAAUCAAGUAUCUCAACCAAAGAUGAGGAUGCUAUCCAUGCUGAGUCUAGGAGAGAUGCUAUUCGUUCAAUCGCCAAAUUAUGUGCAACAGUCGAUAUAGAUCCAUCUGGAAACCCCCAUGAAGUAGUGUGUGAGUCCAACCUGUCAUCAGUAUAUAAUUGUUUACUGCGGUCUUUGAAGGACUAUACCACUGACAGCAGGGGUGAUGUGGGUGCAUGGGUUCGGGAGGCAGGGAUGAAAAGUCUUUAUGAUGUCACCAGCCUUCUGGCAAAGACUCAACCAUCCAUGCUCACUCCUGACAUAAUCUGUAAGAUAGUCCAGUGCCUGACCCAGCAAGCUUCAGAGAAGAUUGACAGGACCAGGCUCUGUGCAGGAGAAGCUUUCCUAGGUCUCCUUCAUCAAUCUGAUCCUAUCAUUCCACACAUACCAUAUAGAGAUGAACUCACCAAGAUUUUUCCAAAGGAAGACAUCAAAGAGUUGAACUGGGCAGCACCUUCAGACUGUUUUGCCAAGGUUACUCAGCUUCUCAAACUACCAACAUUCCAAUAUCAUGUUCUACUUGGUUUGACUGUUAGCGUAGGAGGCCUUACAGAAUCAUUGGUCAAGCACUCUGCCCAGUCUCUACUCUCUUUCAUCAAGACAUGCAACUCAGCCGAAGACCUGACAAGAUUCACUGACAACCUUUUAAAGAUCUUCACUGACUAUCAGAAAGUUGACAGAGUUUCUGUCCCAUUAAUGAAGAUGAUCAACCUGCUUCUAUCCAGUGGGUGCUUUGAAACCUUUGUAGAGGACACAGAUCAUCCAUUCCCACUGAACCUACUCCAAAUGGUUAAGAAGGAGGUAGCCAAGACAGGUGAUGCCCAAAAACUUCUCACAAGCAUUGAAGUAUUCUGUGGCAUGAUUCAGUUUGUUGGUGAGCCUCGAAAGAAGAGUCUAGUUCAACUCAUGGUUUUCCUCUGUCAUAAAUACCCAAAGAUAAGAGGAACGACUGCUAAUAGACUGUAUGAGACAUUGAUGGUAUAUGAUGACAUUGUGGAUGAAGAGAAACAAGAGGAGGUCAUGACAAUACUCAUGGAAACAAACUGGCAAGAAUCACAGGCCAAUUGUAGACCAAUCAGAAACCAUGUAUGUGACCUGCUGGGAGUACCACAGCCUGUUCUAAAGAACCCUGGAAAAGUUAAGAAGCAAGAGGAUGCUAAUGACCAAAUGGAAAGUUAUAAAGAUCUUGUGUCAAGAUUGGGCUACUGAGGAAUGAAUCUUAGUUAUUUAUUUCCAUGAAGUGCUGCUGCCUCAUACUUUAGUACCAUUUUUACCUGAAUAAGACAUGAAAGAAAUGUCAUUGCAUUAUAUAGAAUUAAAUUAUUACCAAUAAAGUGAUAUGAGCCAACAUUCCUUACAAGAGAGAAAAAAAAGGUUUUGCAAACAAUAAUUGUGAUGUAUAUAUAUUUUUUUGUUUUAUGAAGCUAUUUGUAAAGUUACUUAUUAAUUCGUCAAUGUCUGGAACUUGUCUUGGGGGUUAAAAGCCAUAUUUCCAAUUAAUUUGAUUCCCAUUUGUUGAAGUUGAAAUCUGAUCUUUGUUGGUAAAACAGGAUAUUGCAAACAAAUAACAAGCAGCUGAAUGCAGUGUUGAUAAUUUUUGAAAAUUUGACGACGGUCAUUUGAAAUUUAUUCCCACUUAGAUGAAACACCAUGAAAGGCCAAGAACAUGUCACUAGUGAUGUGUAAAGUGACAAACACAGCACACAGCUUUACGAUAAAACCCCCAGUAUUUCUAUUGCCAGAAUAUUUGAUAGAACAUACGAAUAAUGUCUAGCAUUUCAUUUAAGAUUUCUUGUUUGAAACCAAUUAAAACCCCAAUUGUUUUGAAACAUCUUGAGAGUUGAUUUAAUGUACAGCUUGGGAAAUCAUUUUAGACCAUGUCCUAUGGGAACUUACUUGGAAAUUGGUCUGAUAUUAUUUCCCAAACUGUGUCGUGGACCCAAAUUAUCAUCUAUUUAUUGAAGAUUCAAUUUUACAAUAUUAUUAUACUAUCUUCAUAUCAAGCAGCCCUAUUGUCAUAAGGAGAAGAAGCGAUCACUUCAUCACAGGUGAAUGCCUUUAAGUCUUGUUGAAAUGUUCCCAUGAGUGCUUCUGCAAUUUCACCUGUGCAUUUUUGAGGAAUUCUCUGUGGAUCAUAUACAGAAAAUAACAUUAAGAAAAGAAAUCCUACAUUAAACCUACCUAUGCAGAUUUAUAUUCAGACAUUUAAAUGCACACAUAGUGUUGGAAGUGUUGUUAAACCUCAAUCAAUCUAUAAAUCUGUUGAGAUUAGAUUACACUUGAAUAGAAUAUUAGAGAGUGAUUACAUUGCAGGCAACGUAAUUCUUCUGUAUUUAUUUUUAAUUGGGGGGGGGGUGAGGCGACCAGAUUGAAAACAAGUGUUUCCGAAAAUUGCCUGUAUUAAGUUUGAAAAAUGUGCAUUGAAUUUGCCUUUAUCUUUUCUUAUGUUAUCUAUUUGUAAUACUUCAGAUAAUCAUUAUUGUGCUGUGUGUGAUGUACAGAUAUAAUUUUCUUAAGACUAAAGUUGUCUAAAAAUAAAUAUGCUUUUGAUGUGUAUUCUUUUCCAAGGCAGUCCUCCUCAUGUACAUAUCUUUUUAAAUGAUCAAAGUUGUAUUUAAUUGAUGUGUAGAGUUUCUAUCAUGUUAAGUGUACAUUAUAUUAGUGUGAUAUUCCAUGUAUUAUUAUUAUGUUGUAGAUUGUAUUCUGUAACUUGUCUGGUCAAAGACAUAGAUAGUCAGAAUCUAUUUCUUUGUUUGUUUGAAGGAAUAAUAAGAUGAUUGCGAAUGUUAUUAUUGAAUAUUGGAAAAGUUGGCUUCGGCCAAGUUUGAUACAAGCCCAGCUUGCUGCCUUACAUAAUUUGUUUUAUAUUUCAGGCAAUAAAAUAUAUAUUCAAAAUAUGAACUUAAAGAUGUUCUUCAUGUAUCUCAAAGGAUAGAUUCAAACUCAUCUAAACAAAGUAGUAACUUUUCAGUAAACUAAUGCUCAAAUUCACUGUAAACAUUGAUGUCACUGGUCUUUAACUUUCUUGUGUUGGUUGAAAUUUCCUAUCUCUGAUCUCAUUGAGUAGACACUGCCCUCUCCAUUUAUUUAAUCUCUUGCAUUUGAUUUGAUUUUAAUUUCAAUUUUUCAUCUAAUUUAAUUCAUUUUUAUCCAUAUGUCACUCUUUUGACAAAUUAGAUCUUGGCUCCAAAAAUAUACAGAAAAAUGCUCUGUCCCUGAAAAAGAGAAUUUUUAUAAAUCAUAUUUUGUUACAUGCACUUAUGGAAUAUUGAUAAUAAAAAGUGCCAUGGUUGCUCUCAAAAUUAAGGCUUAGACUUAUUUUCAUAGACUGAAAUUUAGUCAAUAACUCAGUUUUCGAUAGAAAGCGAUGUAAUACCUUAUGGAACCAAGCUCUUCAACUAAAGUUUAACCCUUUCCACGCGUACUUCGCACCAAUGCACACUCGGUGCCGUGCGAACUUCGCAUUUCACACUCAACAAACAAUGCAUCGUUUCCCUCCCUGAAAAUAAUUCAGUACAGAUGGGUUCAUGGUCCAGUGCACAAAGAGUUAAUCAAUCAAGCAUCAUCAAAUAAAUGAACCUAAAAUAAAGAGAUUUACAUAUACAUUAUGUGGUGUAUAGCAUCAUUGAUUUAUCAUUAUUAAUGAGCACAAUUUAAUGACUCUGUAUGCUUAGUAUUGGGUCUUGUGACAGUGAAUAAUCUGAAUUGGACAAAUAUGCAUUGCAUUGGAGCAGGACUAGUACGCCUACUCUAUAGAUGAAAUGUCGUGCAGAAUGUACUAAAUCAUCCAGAUUAAAUGGGGUUACCAGGAGAGUUUUUCAGGAAGUGAUCUAUCAGUGAUUUUUCACUGAAGAUUGUUAUAAACUACUGAAAUACUUACUCCUGAUUGGCUGAUAGCAAGUUUAAUGGUGGUUGAUAUUACUGCAAAGCUGUAUCAUGAAAAUCUCCCCAGUAUAUCAUUGUAUGUUUGUGAAUAUACAUGUAAAAUUAAUGCAAUUAAUAUCAGCUGUGUGAUAUUGAAAUGAGGAACUGACUCUGUUUUAUGAAAGAUGAUUAUGUAUGUAUUCCUGCCAAUGAAUGAGAUUACAAGUCA
Messenger RNA from Lytechinus pictus (painted urchin), 6433 nucleotides. Its product is annotated as tubulin-specific chaperone D-like. Gene Ontology annotation, cellular component: lateral plasma membrane. Lineage: Eukaryota; Metazoa; Echinodermata; Echinoidea; Temnopleuroida; Toxopneustidae. Gene Ontology annotation, molecular function: GTPase activator activity; beta-tubulin binding. Bases 139 to 3549 code for a protein of 1136 amino acids. Gene Ontology annotation, biological process: adherens junction assembly; post-chaperonin tubulin folding pathway; tubulin complex assembly. The record is from RefSeq and is a predicted model, not a curated record. The transcript is spliced from 35 exons.